This is a messenger RNA of Chrysemys picta bellii (western painted turtle), 2343 nucleotides long. The record is from RefSeq and is a predicted model, not a curated record. NCBI's taxonomy places the organism in Eukaryota, Metazoa, Chordata, Testudines, Emydidae.
AUGGAGGAUGCUAGAAAGGACGUUCGUGGCUCAGCCCUAAUCUUCCCCUCUCUGAGUCUUUAUUCCCACAUUGCACUUGUAGGUUUGAGCGUUUCAGAGCACGCUCAGCUCCGGCUGGUGAAUGGCUCGAGUCGUUGUGCUGGGAGAGUCGAGGUGCUUCACAACCAGCAGUGGGGAACCGUGUGUGAUGACAGCUGGGACUUACUGGAUGCUGGAGUUGUGUGCAGGCAGCUGGGCUGUGGGACGGCGUUAUCAGCCCCAGGGCUGGCUGAGUUUGGAGAAGGGUCUGACCCCAUCUGGCUGGCUGAGGUUAACGGCACAGGGACAGAAGCUGCCCUCUCCGAAUGCAGAGCUAGUCCUUGGGGAGGCAAGAACUGUACCCACAGAGAAGAUGCCGGUGUUGACUGCUCAGGUUUGACCAUUUCAGAACACACUCAGCUCCGCCUGGUGAAUGGCCCAAGUCGCUGCACUGGCCAAGUCGAGGUGCUUCAUGACCAGCAAUGGGGAGCCGUGUGUGAUCACAGCUGGGAUAUGAAUGAUGCCAAAGUUGUGUGCAGGCAGCUGGCGUGUGGGGAAGUGUUAUCAGUCCCAGAAAAAGCUUGGUUUGGAGAAGGGUCUCACCCCAUCUGGCUGGAUGAGAUUAACUGCACAGGAACAGAAGUUUCCCUCACCGAGUGCGGGGCUAGACUUUGGGGAGACCAUAACUGUACUCAUGAAGAAGAUGCCAGUGUUGUGUGCUCAGGUAACCCUCACGUAUAGCACUCCCAGCUCCGACUGGUGAACAGCCGGAGUCGCUGCACAGGAAGAGUCGAAGUGCUUCAUAACCAGCAAUGGGGAACCGUGUGUGAUCACAGCUGGGACCUACGUGAUGCCGGAGUUGUGUGCAGGCAGCUGGGCUGUGGGACGGCGUUAUCAGCCCCAGGAAGAGGGCAGUUUGGACAAGGCUCUGACCCCAUCUGGCUGAAUGAUGUCCACUGCACAGGGACAGAGGUGGCCAUCACCGAAUGCAGGGCCAAGCCCUGGGGAAUCCAUAACUGCACCCACGAAGAAGCUGCCGGUGUUGUGUGCUCAGGUUUAUCUAUUUCAGAGCCUGCUCAGCUCCAGCUGGUGAAUGGCCCACAUCGCUGUGCAGGGAGAGUCGAGGUGUUCCUGAGCCAGCAGUGGGGAACCGUGUGUGAUGAUGACUGGGACUUUCUUGAUGCCAGAGUUGUGUGCAGGCAGCUGGGCUGUGGGACGGCGUCAUUAGCGCCACGUGAAGCUCACUUUGGACAAGGAUCUCACCUCAUCUGGCUGGAUGAGGUUAACUACACAGGGAAAGAAGCUGCCCUCUCUGAAUGCAGGGGUAGGCCUUGGGGAGUGCAUGACUGUUACCAUGUAGAAGAUGCCAGUGUUGUGUGCUCAGUCCUAGUCUUUGCUGACCCGAGCAAACUGUUCAUCCUGCAUACUGAUGCCAGUUUGGUGGGACUGGGAGCAGUACUGUACCAGGAGGUGGAAGGCAAAUGUAAACCUGUAACCUUUGCCAGCCGAGGACUGGCUGAUAGUGAAACUCACUACCCCAUCCACAAGCUGGAGUUCUUGGCCUUGAAAUGGGCCAUCACUGAGAAGUUUCGUGACUACUUGUACGGUGCUAGGUUUCAAAACUACGAACCCAGUUUGCUGAACUUCAGCACAGAUUAUCAGACCAAGCGGAGGCAUUACAACAAGCUAGAACUGAACAGAGAGAAGCCUUAUCGCUGGCCAAGGCGACCAGGAGACAUUACAGUAGAGGAGUGGGUCAAGUCUGUGAAGGCAGCUCUGCGUGUGCUAAGAGUGCCUGAAGAAGAUCAUGUGGACUUCAUAGAGGAGCACCUCAAGGGCCAGGCCAAGGCCACAGUAAAGUUCAUGCCAGUGGCAGACAAGAAAGAUGUGGAAAAGGUAUUUGAACUCCUUCUAGAAGUGUAUGGAGACAAGGUACCUAUUGGAACCCGACUAAAGGAGUUCUUUGAGAGAAAGCAGGAGCCCGGUGAAACUAUCUGGGCACACGUAUAUGACCUCCAGGAGAGAAUGAGCAAAGUGGAGCGGCGAGACCCUCAGCAAGUUCCAGACCCAGAUACGGUUCUGAAAGAGCAGUUGAUGCUGGGGCUCCGUGACGACUCCCUCCGACGUGAAAUGAAAAGGAGGUUUAAAGAAGAGCCCAAUAAGAAGUUCCAUCAACUCAUGCAGGCUGCCAUUAUGUGGUCAGAAGAAGAGGAGGUUCCUGUGGCAGAGACAGCCAAGCUGUACACGAAGUGUGGGCCUAGUGAAUGCAACUGCUGGGGAAAAGGCCCUCCCCCAAACAGAGCUAACAUUGGAAAGCUUAAGUGA